Molecule: messenger RNA, 4285 nt
Organism: Condylostylus longicornis
Lineage: Eukaryota; Metazoa; Arthropoda; Insecta; Diptera; Dolichopodidae
Gene: Src64B
Product: tyrosine-protein kinase Src64B
Exons: 9
Coding region: 2480-4102 (540 amino acids)
Biological process (GO): protein phosphorylation; cell differentiation; cell surface receptor protein tyrosine kinase signaling pathway
Cellular component (GO): extrinsic component of cytoplasmic side of plasma membrane
Molecular function (GO): signaling receptor binding; ATP binding; non-membrane spanning protein tyrosine kinase activity
Source: RefSeq, a predicted model, not a curated record
UUCAGAUUUCAGUUCGGUUCGAAUAGUUGUGUUAUUGAUAUCGGUGGUUCGUCGUAGAAUUUGCUGAAAGUAUAGAAUAAAAAAAUUUUUUCUGUUUCAAAAGUAAAUUGUUAGAAUUUUCAUUUUUUUUAUUAUCUAUGAAUUUGAUGAGAAAAAAAAAUUUUAAAUUUGAGAAAUAAAUUCAUGAAUUUUAUGAAAAAUAUGGAAAAUGCACUAAAUAUUUAUGUGUAUUUAUGAUUUAUUGAUCAAAAGUGCUUUUUAGUUUUUAAAAUAAAAAAAAAUUAAAAUUGUAAAGAAAGUAGUGCCCCAAAAGAAAAAAAAAGGUAAAGAGAAAAUAAAAAAAUAAAAGGAAAAAAAAAAGAAGUUGAUGGUGGUAGUUUCAGUUUUCGGUUGGUCGUUGGUGUAAAUUCGGUGUGGAUUGGUGAAAAUUUCAAGAGCUCGUAAAAAAAAAAUAUAAAUUUGAAAUAAAAAAGAGAAAAGCUCUUUAAAAUUUUUUAUUAAAAUUGAAAUAAAAUUAAAAUUUUUAUUUAUUUUUUAAUUACAAAUUAAAAAUAAAAAAUUCAAUUAAUCUGCCGACAUUUAUACAAAAAUUUUUUUUUUGUUAUUUGGAUUACUUUUACUUCAAUAGUGGAUUAUCAAUAGUUUUUUUUUCUUGUAUUUAUCAACAAUUUGCACUGCAAUAAAUUUUGUGGAUAUUUUCAACUUGGAUAAUUAAAUGGAUAUCUUAAAAUGAAAGUUAUCUCUCUACAUGUACUACUAUUAUGUAUAUUAUUUUGAAGGAUUUUACCAUCAGGUAACAUCAUUAAUUCUAACCUCAAAAGAGUUACGUUCCUUUUUUCUCAUUGGUGAUAUAUACUCAUACAUUCUAUAUAUACAUUAUGUAAUGAAAAUUAAAUAAAGCAGUCAUUUAACUCAACAUCACCUUUUAAUAUAAGUGGGGAGCAAUAAGAAUUUAAAAACCACAAAUCUGUCAUCAAAUUUCAAUAAAAUAUUUUAAUUUUAUUCCACUACUGUAGUGUAUUAAAAAAGAAAUUUAAAAUUAAAAUUCCACCUUUAAAACGUAAAAUAUUCAAGGAUAUAAAUUUUAUAAUGCUCAUGUAUUAAUUUUAAUGAAAUCUCAGUGAGACAUUAAAAACACACGCAACACAAACAAAACUAUACCAAAAAAAAAAACAAACAAAAUAAAAUGGAAUGAGAAGAGAAAAAAACUUAUUAACAGAUAGAACCUUGAAUAUUUUUUUGAAAAAAGAGAAAUGAUAACUCUAAUAACCGCAACCAUCCACUGCAGUCAUUGUAAUUUGAACACAUGAAACAAAAGACGAAGAAGAAAAAGAAGAAGAAAACGAAAGAAGGAAACAAAAAAAAAUACACGAACUUUUUACGCUAAUAACAAUAUAGAAAAAUAACAUCUACAAUUAUACAAAUAUAUCUACUUAAAGUGAAUUUUAUUGCUAUAUGUAUAACAAAUGAGUGCAUACAAUAAAUAUAUUGAUAUACAUUUGAAUAAUAUUCAAUAUUGACACAGAUCGAGAGUAGCAAGCAGUACCGAAGUAGAACCGAAGAAAUAACAAAAAAAAACAAUAAGAGAAACACGUAGGACAAAAAAUAUUUUUUUUUUAGAAAAAAAAACAAAUUGUCCUAAAUUUUUCCCAAAAGGAAUUUAUUGAAAACUUUUAUAUUUCACUCUUUUCAUCUCUAUUUUGUUUUGUCAUCUCAUACUUUCUCCUUCUAACUUGUAUAUUAAUUCUCAUUUAAUUAAAUAACAAUUAUAAUAAAAAAACAAAAACAAAGGAGAAAAGAAGAAGAAGAAGUAAACAAAAAAACUGCUUUUUUUGCAUUUACACACCAACACUAAUGAAGGAGAACAAAAAUUUACAUUCCAGGAGCGUGCAUUUUAUUAAAACAUUGUUAUUAAAAAUAGAAUCUAUAAUAACUUGGUUACCAACAAAAAAUAAAGCAAAACAAAAAAAAUCUAGUCAAAAUUAGCCGCUACAUUUACAUAAAAAAUAGAAGAAGAAAAGAAAGAAGAAGAAUAAUUUCUCAACUCUCUCUCCCCCAAACUUAAUGCCAAAAAAGAAAAAAAAAGUUUACAUUUUUGUUUUUUUGUUUUAAAUAUAAAAAAAAGUAACAAAAUUUAAUAAUAAUAUUAAAAAAAAAAGUAAAAAACAAAAAAAAAAGUAAUUAAAUUUUUGACAUAAAAAAUAUAAAAAAAAAUUUUUUACAUACUUAAAUACGAUAACAACUUUUUUUUUAAAAAAAAAAAUUAAAUAUUAAACGAGAAAAGAAAAAAAGAAUUACAAAUAAAAACAAAGAAGAAAAGUAAAAUUUCAACAAAAGAACAAAAAAUUGCAUAAAAAUAGGCGCCACGAUAAUAUUUUGACAUUUGUUUUUAUUUUUUAUAUUUUACAUUUCUACACGACAAAAGAAUAGAAACAAAAUAUAAAUAAAUAGUGAUUAAUUAAAAUUUUUUUUUUAAAAAAUGGGUAAUAAAUGUUGUAGUAAACGUCAAGACCAGGAAUUGGCAUUAGCCUAUCCGACUGGUUAUAAAAAAAAUGAUUAUAGUUUUGGACAAACAAAUCUAAAUAGUGGUCAAAAACAUAAUAAUGGUGGUUCAUUAGAUUCAAGGUAUACACCAGAUCCAAAUCGUGGUCCAAUUAAAAUAAAUUCAAAAGGUGGUGUUGACAUUAUAAGGCCAAGAACAACACAAUGUGUUCAAGGUGGCGUACCAAAACGUCGUGUAGUUGUUGCACUGUAUGACUACAAAUCACGUGAUGAAUCGGAUUUAAGUUUUAUGAAAGGUGAUCGUAUGGAAGUAAUUGACGACACAGAAUCAGAUUGGUGGAGAGUUAUAAAUUUAUCAACGCGUCAAGAAGGUCUCAUACCAUUAAAUUUCGUUGCUGAGGAACGUAGUGUCAAUAGUGAAGACUGGUUCUUUGAAAAUGUAUUGCGAAAAGAAGCUGAUAAAUUACUUUUGGCUGAAGAAAAUCCACGUGGUACAUUUUUAGUUCGGCCAUCAGAACAUAAUCCAAAUGGUUUUUCAUUAUCUGUAAAAGACUGGGAAGAUGGUAGAGGUUAUCAUGUUAAACAUUAUAGAAUAAAACCAUUAGAUAAUGGUGGUUAUUAUAUAGCUACAAAUCAAACUUUUCCAUCACUUCAAGCUCUAGUAAUGGCAUAUAGCAAAAAUGCUCUUGGAUUAUGUCAUAUAUUAUCGAGACCAUGCCCAAAACCUCAACCACAAAUGUGGGAUCUUGGACCAGAAUUAAGAGAUAAAUAUGAGAUACCACGUUCAGAAAUUCAAUUAAUACGUAAAUUGGGACGUGGUAAUUUCGGUGAAGUAUAUUAUGGUAAAUGGCGAAAUAGUAUUGAUGUCGCUGUUAAAACUUUAAGAGAAGGUACUAUGUCAACACAAGCAUUUUUACAAGAGGCUGCCAUAAUGAAAAAAUUCCGUCACAAUAGAUUAGUUGCUUUAUAUGCUGUUUGCUCUCAGGAAGAACCAAUAUAUAUUGUUCAAGAAUAUAUGUCAAAAGGUAGUUUAUUAGAUUUUCUUAGAGAAGGUGAUGGACGUUACUUACAUUUUGAAGAUUUAAUAUAUAUAGCAACACAAGUAGCAUCUGGUAUGGAAUAUUUGGAAUCAAAACAACUAAUACAUCGUGAUUUAGCUGCUCGUAAUGUAUUAAUUGGUGAAAAUAAUGUAGCUAAAAUCUGUGAUUUCGGUUUGGCACGUGUUAUAGCAGAUGAUGAAUAUUGUCCAAAACAAGGUUCAAGAUUUCCAGUAAAAUGGACAGCACCAGAAGCAAUUAUAUAUGGAAAAUUUUCAAUAAAAUCAGAUGUAUGGUCGUAUGGUAUAUUAAUUAUGGAAUUAUUUACAUAUGGUCAAGUACCAUAUCCUGGUAUGCAUAGUCGUGAGGUUAUUGAUCAAAUAGAAAGAGGUUAUCGUAUGCCAAAACCAACAAAUCAUUAUUUCCCAGAUAAUAUUUAUCAAUUGGUAUUACAAUGUUGGGAUGCUGUACCAGAAAAACGACCGACAUUCGAAUUUUUAAAUCAUUAUUUCGAGUCAUUCUCUGUGACGUCGGAGGUACCUUAUCGAGAAGUACAGGACUAAAAUUAAAUAUAAUUUAAGUUAAUUUUUUUUUUUUUUAUUAAAUAUUUAAUAUAAAUAUUUUUAAUUUUAUAUAAACGUAUAGAACAUACAUGUGUGUAUAUAUAUCUUUAUACAUAUAAAAUUUGCACGUUAAAAUCCCUUUCUUAAGCAUUUUUAAAAAAUUAAAAAAAAAUAUGAAAAAAA